Molecule: messenger RNA, 1187 nt
Organism: Lycium ferocissimum
Lineage: Eukaryota; Viridiplantae; Streptophyta; Magnoliopsida; Solanales; Solanaceae
Product: ethylene-responsive transcription factor 1A-like
Exons: 1
Coding region: 149-1081 (310 amino acids)
Biological process (GO): ethylene-activated signaling pathway; regulation of DNA-templated transcription
Molecular function (GO): DNA-binding transcription factor activity; DNA binding
Source: RefSeq, a predicted model, not a curated record
AUUAUCUCCACCACGUGCAUGAACCAUUUCUCAUAUAAAUAUCCCCUUCACCCCGUUCAUCAAGAAAGCUCACAACUUCCUCUUUUAUCUCUCUGUUUUCUCUACUACUAAAUUCACUUGUCAAUACAAAUUAAACCCCACAAACAAAAUGUAUGCAAAUUGUGAAUUAGAAAAUGAUUUUGCGGUUCUUGAAUCAAUUAGCCGUCACUUACUUGAAGACUGGGAAGUUCCGUUAACGAACUCAGACAACUCAACAACCUCAGAUAUCAGCCAAAGUAACAGCAUUGAAUCAAACAUGUUCCCUAAUUGCUUGUCGAGUGAAUUCGAUACAGCUGAAGUUUUCGUUAACAAUAUUUUUGAUGAAGACAUUGAAUUUGGAUUCGAAUUAGCGCCUUCUGAUAUUCCAAUCCCCAAUGUCAAACUGGAGCCACAAAUGUCCAUCGAAUCACCUGAAACAUGGAAUUUACCGGAAUUUGUGGCUCCGGUUAAAGUGGAAUCUCCGUUAAUGAGCUCUGACAAUUCAACAACCUCAGAUAUCAGUCGAACCAACAGCAUUGAAUCCAACAUGUUUCCCAAUUACCUAUCCAAUGAACUCGAUACAGCUGGAAUUUUCCAUAACAAUAUUUUUAAUCAAGACACUGGAUUUGGAUUAGAACCUUCUGAUAUUCCAAUCCCCAAUGUAAAACUGGAGCCACAAAUGUCCGUUCAAUCACAAGAAUUUGUGGCUCCGGUAAAAGUGGAAUCACCUGUGGCAGCGCAGCCAAAAGCGGCGAAGCAUUAUAGAGGUGUGAGAGUGCGGCCAUGGGGGAAGUUUGCGGCGGAGAUUAGGGAUCCUGCGAAAAAUGGGGCAAGAGUUUGGCUGGGUACAUAUGAGACAGCGGAGGAUGCAGCGUUGGCUUAUGAUAAGGCAGCGUUUCGCAUGCGGGGGUCACGUGCAUUGCUGAAUUUUCCGUUAAGGGUUAAUUCUAGUGAACCUGAACCUGUUAGAGUUGGUUCUAAGAGAUCGUUGGUGUCGCAAGAAAGUUCUUCUUCAUCGUCGCCAAAUAGAAGGAAGAAGGUAGCUAAAGGGACGGAGUUGUAAGUCUUAAUCAAGCGGGUCCUGUAUAGUAAUAAAAAGAUAAAUUAUCUGAGGGUAAUUUUUUUUUUUUUUUUGGUGGCUAAAUCAAUGGAUUUGUUCUUUCUUUAAA